Notolabrus celidotus (New Zealand spotty) is the source of this 5244-nucleotide messenger RNA. It is a transcript of the gene pik3cg, whose product is annotated as phosphatidylinositol-4,5-bisphosphate 3-kinase, catalytic subunit gamma. NCBI's taxonomy places the organism in Eukaryota, Metazoa, Chordata, Actinopteri, Labriformes, Labridae. The transcript is spliced from 24 exons. Bases 269 to 3634 code for a protein of 1121 amino acids. Gene Ontology annotation, biological process: phosphatidylinositol 3-kinase/protein kinase B signal transduction; cell migration; phosphatidylinositol-3-phosphate biosynthetic process. Gene Ontology annotation, cellular component: cytoplasm; phosphatidylinositol 3-kinase complex, class IA; plasma membrane. The record is from RefSeq and is a predicted model, not a curated record. Gene Ontology annotation, molecular function: 1-phosphatidylinositol-3-kinase activity; 1-phosphatidylinositol-4-phosphate 3-kinase activity.
UUGCAUGAUAUGUCACCUUUAAUGCACACAGUUCAUAGAGCAGCUUUAUUUUGAAAAGCAUAACCGGAAGUGUAGUUCUAAUUAGGUGUUGUGAAAGUUAGUAGCUUGACAUCCUUCCUGAACACAACCACAGCAUUUCCUUAAUUCAGACUGAGUGUAAGCUUCAGUAACUUUCCUCCUCUGCUGUUUGUCUCUUCAUGUAGCAUAAAUGCCGAAACAGUCGCCCAGAGACUCGGGUAACCUUGCUGUCUGCGUUCAUUGCUAGGCGAUGGACAGGGAGCAGAUCCAGGUGAGCGACGAAGAGCCCGAAGUUGUACGAGAAGAGACCCGGAGAAGGAGAAGAAAGAAAGCCAUCAGCUCGUCCUCUUGCUGCUCCAUGGAUCAGAUCAGUGUGGAGUUUGUUUUACCCAGUGUGGUGCGAGGAGGGAGCAGCCAUGACACUCUGCUGCUGGACGUGGCCGGAAACUGGACGGUGGAACAGGUGAAAGCUCAGGUGUGGUUGAAGGCGGUGACUCUGAACCUCUGUCCUGACUUCUACCAGCGCUUAUCUCCUGACCACUGCAUCCUGCUCUACCAGAAGAAGGGCAACUUGUGUGAGAUCUAUGACAAGCACCAGGUCUUCCAGACGCUGGACUGCAUCCGCUACUGGAGGGCACUGAAGAAAGACGUGGGUCGGAUCCAGCUUGUCCCGCGGCCUCAGCCCUCAGACCAGUCCCUGCAUUACCAGCGCUACCUCAACUACCUGAUUGGCUACGACGUGACUGAUGUCAGUAACGUGCAUGAUGAUGAGCUGGAGUUCACCCGCAGGAAGCUGCUUACGCCCCGACGUAUCGAGCUGUCUGACCGAGACCCCAAACUCUACUCCAUGGACCCCUGGGUGACCCGCAAACCGCUGCCUGAGCACAUCCUCAGCAAGGUCGGUAACAGUCACAUCCUGGUGGUGAUCCACAUCAGCACGGUCAGCCAGACCAUCAAAGUCUCCAUCGAUGACACCCCGCCACAGGUGUUGGUGAACUUUUUCACCAAAAUAGCCAAUAAGAGAGUUUUGCUGGGCAUACCCGACAACAUGUGUGAGGAGGACUUUGUUCUACGUGUGUGUGGAAGGGAGGAGUAUCUGUACGGUGACAGGCCACUGCAGAACUUCAACUGGAUCCGUCAGUGUCAGAAGAACGGGGAGGAGAUUCACCUGGUUCUGGAGAAGCCACCUGAUCCUGACUUGGAUCAGGUCCAGAAGGAGGAUUGGGCUCAGGUGGAUGAUUGCACUGGAGUGGCAGGGACCCACGAGCAGCUGACCAUCGAUGAGAAGGACCACGAGCGAGUGUUCACCAUCUCGAUGUGGGACUGUAACAGGAAGUUCAGAGUGAAGGUGCUGGGUAUCGACAUCCCGUCUCUCCCCAAAAUCCCAGAGUUCAUUGUCUUCAUAGAGGCCAGCAUCUUCCACGGCCAGCAGCUUCUCGCUCAGGAGAGGAGCUCCUCUAAAACCUUCAACGAGGAGGUGCUGUGGAACUGCUGGCUGGAGUUUAACAUCAAGAUCAAAGACCUGCCUAAAGGAGCACGUCUCAACCUGCAGGUGGUUUGUGGGAAGCAGCCUCAGACGCCAAACUCCAAGGGAGGCUCGGCCUACCAGGACAACACAGCAGGGACAGGCAGCCAUGAUGGAAAGACAAAGAAUCGUCUCCUCUACUACGUCAACCUCCUCCUGAUCGACCACCGCUCUCUGCUCCGUCAAGGCGAGUUCAUCCUCAACAUGUGGAAGAUGCCGGAGAAAGGCGACGAGAGCAGCAGCAGCAUCAACGCCGACAAGCUCACCUCAGCCACCAACCCGGACAAAGCCUCCAGCAUGGCCAUCGCCAUUUUACUGGACAAGUACUGCUACCCAGUGGUGCUGCCCAAGAGUCGCGAUGUGGGCCGGGACGUGAGCGGUGAGGAGGCUGAGGGUGGAGAGCGGGGUCAGAGAGAGAUGCCCAACCACCUGAAGAAACAGUUUGCAGCUAUCGUGGCUACUGACCCUCUUCACCCACUGAGCCCUGAGGACAAAGAGCUGCUGUGGCACUUCAGACAUGAGUGUAUGCGUGACCCCAGGGCCUAUCCAAAGCUCCUGGGCUCGGUCAGGUGGGGAAAACAGGAGGACGUUCUGGCGACACACCGUCUGUUGGAGCGCAGCAGUGCAUGGGACAGCAGUGGUCUGGAUGUGGGUCUGGCCAUGCAGCUGCUGGACUGUCAUUACUCAGACGCUCAGGUUCGCACCAUGGCUGUCAGGAAGCUGGAGACUCUGGAGGAUGAUGAUGUUCUGAGAUACCUUCUGCAGCUUGUACAGGCGGUGAAGUUUGAGCCGUACCACGACAGCGCUCUGGUCAGGUUCCUGCUGAAGAGAGCUCUGAGGAGUAAACGUAUCGGUCAUUUUCUCUUCUGGUUCCUGCGAAGUGAGAUCGCUCAGUCCAUGCAUUAUCAGCAGAGGUAUGCUGUCCUGCUGGAGGCCUACCUCAGAGGCUGUGGUGAGGACAUGCUGCAGGACUUCAGGAAACAGGUGGAGAUGACUGAGGCUCUGCAGAAAGUCACCCGUGAGAUGAAGGCAACAUCUGCUGACAAGUAUGACAUCACUAUACAAGUGGUGUUUCAGUUGCGCCAGAAGUUGGAGAUUCUGCAGUCAUCGGGUCUGCCAGAGAGUUUCAGAGUCCCGUAUGAUCCAGGACUCAGAGCUGGAGCCCUGCUGAUUGAGCAGUGUAAAGUCAUGGCGUCCAAGAAGAAGCCACUCUGGCUGCAGUUUAAAAGAGCCGACCCCACCACUCUCUCCAAAGACCCCAUCGGCAUCAUCUUCAAAGAUGGAGACGACCUCAGACAGGAUAUGCUCAUCCUGCAGAUUCUGCUCAUCAUGGAGUCAAUCUGGGAGACUGAGUCUUUGGAUCUCUGUUUGUCACCCUACGGCUGCAUCUCCACUGGAAACAGAAUAGGUAUGAUUGAGAUUGUGAAGGAUGCCACCACCAUCGCUAACAUCCAGCAGAGUGUUGUCGGGAGCACUGGAGCUUUCAAAGAUGAAAUCCUCUAUCAGUGGCUGAGGGACAAGUGUGUCAGCGAGGACAAGUUCCAGCAGGCCGUGGAGAGGUUUCUCUACUCCUGUGGUGGAUACUGUGUGGCGACCUAUGUGCUGGGUAUCGGGGAUCGCCACAACGACAACAUCAUGAUCACUGAGUCUGGAAACCUCUUCCACAUCGACUUCGGUCACAUCCUGGGGAACUACAAGAGUUUCAUGGGCAUCAGUAAGGAGUGGGUUCCCUUUGUGCUCACACCAGACUUCCUGUACGUCAUGGGAACGUCAGGAAAGAAAAGUAGCCCCCACUUCCAGAAAUUCCAGGAUGUGUGUGUGAAAGCUUACCUGGCUCUGAGGCACCACACCAACCUGCUCAUCAUCCUCUUCUCUAUGAUGCUGAUGACUGGCAUGCCCCAGCUGACCAGUAAGGAGGACAUCGAGUACAUCCGUGAGGCGCUGACUGUCGGCCGCAGCGAGGACGAGGCACAGCGCCACCUGCUGGACCAGAUCGAGAUCUGCAGGGAGAAAGGCUGGAUGGUUCAGAUCAACUGGUUUGUUCACUUGGUGCUGGGGAUCAAACAGGGUGUGGAGAAACGGUCCACUUAAGACCAACUGUGCUCCUCCAUCCUCACAUUUUCUUCUUUUGUGCUCUUCCUGCUUUAAAUUGUAAACCAGAGACUUUCAAGAAGGUUCCAACAAAAUUCAUGAAAGAAAUAAGUGCCCAAGAUAAAACUCUGAAAAUACUGAUUCUGUGUUUUAGGCCAGAGGAAUUGAAAAGUAAACUUUGUGGGACACUUAUCACAUCAAAACAUGUCAUUUCAAAAGAGUACUGAGUUUGAAAGAGUGCCUGAUGAGGACAAAGUGUUCAUGUUUUUUGGCAAUCAUGUUUUUUUAUUCAGGUUUCCAUUUCCAUUGCAAUGCUAAGACCAAGUCAAACAUACCAAGCUAAAAAAAAAUUGAAUUUCCAUUUCUUUUUUAACAUUUUUACAGAUGCAAUCUUAUUUUCAGCUUCUUAACCAGUUAAACAGUUCAUGAUGAGUAGGAGACCGAGUGAGAAACAUGUUUCUAAAGAUAGAUAUGGAUCAGUACACCCCCUCUUCAUUCUUACAUUAAGUUAUAAUUUCCUUCUUUUUUUAACCUGCCUCACUCAAGUCAUUUCCUGCUGAGGAAACACAUUUCCCCCACACUUCCUGCUCAUGUGUGAGUUUAAAAAUAGGGUACAGAUAAUGCUGUUUUUUGGGGAAAUGUUUGCCUUUAUUGGAUAGAAGAGCUGAGAAGAGACAGGAAACAUGGGGAGUAGAGAGUGGGGGAAAGACAUGCAGCAAAUGAUCGCUGCAAUGAGGACUAUAGCCUCUGUUCAUGGGGCAACACUGGUUGUUAAACUCACGAUGAAGUUAAGCUGCACUGUCUCUGUCACAGGACGAGCUGUUGGACUGAAAGUCAAACAAUCAGCCUGUUAAACAGAAAAUAUGAAAUAUUUAAACUAAUUAUUUUAAUUUUAUAAUUUACAAGAAGUAUUGAAGUAGCUGUUUUCUCCUUGCCUGAGGGUUUAAUUGUUGAAGUAGAGUUGUGUUUACCAUGAGAGUUUUAUUCUUUAUUUCAACAAUGGUCUUUUUAUUCGCACCUAUAUUUUCUACACAACCAAAAAUACAGAGCUUAUGAAGUUUAAAGUUUAUAAAUGAAAGCCAAAGAUUAUCAUGCACAUGCUGGUCAGUGCUGCUGUGUUUCUAAUGGGAUGUUCAAACAUAUAUUAUGACAACAAGGCUGUGUUGAACACCUGAUCUUCUAGCCUCAAUCACAGUGCUCUGUUAGUUCUCGACAGGAAGAAAUAAUAAAUCAUGGUCUGUUAUCUCUCAAAUUGGUAUCCUGCUCUCCCUUUGGAGUUCAAACCUGCUUUAGCAACCUGCUCACUGUACAUCAUCCCUUACUGGAUGUAUGGUCUGUCAGGUUAUGAAACAAAGGAGGAUCAGAGUUAUUAAAGUUUGUUUUAAAGUCAGAAGUCAAGCUAAUAUAUGCACAAAAUGAUCAGUGUUUUUUAAAAAGCUUUUAUUAAGAUUUAUAAGACAGAUGUUGACGUUGUUGAAGUCCUUUUUUGACUGUAAGAAUGAUUUUAUGAAAUAAUCAUGGAGCUUAAAUAACUUGAACAUGUUGGCUUUUCUAUGUAAUGAUAUCAGACAAUCAAAUUAUAUAAUAUAAAUACAAGCAAUAAUAAAGUG